Molecule: messenger RNA, 4565 nt
Organism: Rubroshorea leprosula
Lineage: Eukaryota; Viridiplantae; Streptophyta; Magnoliopsida; Malvales; Dipterocarpaceae
Source: the annotation of a GenBank genome assembly
AUUUUAAAGUUUAAACAGACUUACGAAACGUCAAUACUUAUAUUAUUAGUAGUAUUUACACUCACCAUACAAAAAGAAAAAAAUAGUAGUAUUUACCUUUGUAUGAUCUAUUGAAGUGGAUGAUAAUUUCAAAUAUUUAUGUCUUCCUUUCAGAUCAAAUUAGUUGUUCCAACACAAUGGAAGUCCUGUCUAUGGUUGCUGAACCUCUUUUGUCAGCCACUUUUGAAUGGAUGAUCCAAAAGCUGAAUGGUUUCAUUUCCAGCAAUUCCCAGGGAUUACAGGAAGAGGUCCAUGCUGGUCUGGAAAAAUGGAGGACCUUGCUACCGCAGAUCCGUGGUUUGCUCAGAGAUGCAGAAGAGAAGCAACUCCAUGAAAAUUUCGUGAAGACCUGGCUUGAUGAUCUCAAGGACUUGGCUUAUGAUAUGGAGGACAUUUUUGAGGAAUUCAAGGUUGGUGUCAAUGAUCAGAGAAGCACCUUGAUAGCAAAACCUCAACAAGCCACUAGCAGCAAAUUUAUCCCAACAACAUGCUUCUCUUGUUUCAAAGGCAACAAUUUCAUGUUUGAUUCCCAAACCAUUUCUAAGGUGAAGGAUAUUUCUAAAAGGUUGAAAAUUUUGGAUGACACAUCCAAAUCACUUGGCCUAGUGAAUUUAGGAGUGCAAGCUGGAGAGCGGCCCAACAGAGUAGAUGCAGUAAGGAUUACCACUUGUCUGCCUGAUCCUUAUGUUUUUGGUCGGGAGAGUGAUAAAGCAGAUAUUCUUCGAGAGUUGCUAGCUGACGGCGGCAGUGAUAAAGGAUAUUCUGUAAUUCCCAUUGUUGGAAUGGGAGGUGUUGGAAAGACAACGUUGGCUCGAUUUAUUUACAAUGAGGUGGGGGGAAGCUUUGACCCCAAAGUUUGGGUCUGUGUUUCCGAUCAAUUCAAUAUUUUGAGCAUAACAGGAUCAAUUUUAAAGGCAGUAUCUAAUGACCAGUGUGAUUUGAAAGAUCUAAGUCUGAGUCAGCUUCAAGACAAAUUGAAGGAAAAAUUAUCUUAUAAGAAGUUUCUUCUUGUUCUGGAUGAUGUUUGGAAUGAAGGCUCAGUUCCAUGGGACACCCUGCAAAAACCUUUUCAAUUUGGAUCAGCUGGAAGCAAAAUAAUUGUUACAACUCGUAAUGAGAAUGUUGCAAAAACCAUGGAUAGGAAAGCCCAGAUAUACCGGUUAAAACCGCUAGAAUUUGAACAAUGCUUGCCAAUUCUAGCUCAGCAGGCAUUAGGAGAGAAGAACUUUGGUGCACAUCCAAAUUUGAAAGAUGUUGGUGAAGAAAUUGUUAAAAGGUGCAAGGGAUUGCCGUUGGUUGCCAAAGUCAUGGGGGGCCUCUUACAACGUUCGCUUGACCUGGAAUAUUGGAAAUACAUAAAGAAUAAAAUGUUGAAUUUACAAGCACAGGAAAGUGGGAUUCUACCAGAGUUGAUGCUGAGCUACCAUGAUCUUCCUUCUUAUUUGAAGCAAUGUUUUGCAUAUUGUGCUUUGUUCCCUCAAGACUACCCAUUUAAGAAGGAUGAGUUAGUUAUGUUGUGGAUGGCAGAGGGACUCUUGUGGCAAAAACCGGGGGAACAAAAUAGAUUGGAAGAAAUCGGGCAUCAAUAUUUUUGUGAGUUACUUUCAAGAUCAUUUUUUGAGCAGUCUAGUGGAGAGUAUGUAAUGCAUGAUCUCAUACAUGAUUUGGCUCAAUUUGUUGCUGGAAGAACAUGCCACAACGCACAUACUAUGUUGGAGGUUGAUAAGAAAUCUAAAGUGAAAUUUGAGAAGGUUCGUUAUUUAUCAUUCCAUUGUGGUGGUUAUGGCAUCUCUGAGAAAUUUGAAGUUCUGAAAGAAAUGAAGAGUUUACGGACACUCAUUCUUGCUAGUCCAGAAGCUUGUUGGCGCUAUUUAGCAAAGACAGUGGUGCUUGAUAUGAUACCAGAAUUAAGAUGCUUAAGGGCAUUAUCUCUUCGGGGUUAUUAUAUAAGAAAGCUGCCAGAUUCAAUCAGAGAUUUAAAAUGUUUAAAGUACCUUGAUUUGUCUGAAAUUGAGAUACAAAGUCUGCCUGAAUCAAUAAUUUUCCUCCUCCAGUUACAGACAUUGUUGUUAUUCAACUGCAAAAGCUUUUCAAAGUUUCCUGUGACAAUUGGGAAGUUAAUUAACCUCCAUCAGCUGGACAUUAGGGGAACAGAUUCCUUGAAAGAGAUGCCAUCAGGAAUAGCUAAUCUCAAAGAUCUGUUGACACUGGGUAAAUUCAUUGUGGGGAAGGAAAAUGGAUCAAUUAAAUUAUCUGAUUUGGAGAACCUUUCACAACUUGAAGGAGAACUAUCUAUUCUAGAUUUGCAGAACGUUUCAAAUGCUCAUGAUGCUAAGAAAGCCAGGUUGGACAAGAUUGAUGGUCUUGAUUGGUUGCUCUUGCAAUGGACUUCUGAUUUUGACAAUUCUAGGAAUGAAGACAAGGAAAUGCAAGUCCUUAGCUGGUUAAAACCACAUCCAAAUUUGAAAAGUCUCUCAAUUAUUUGCUAUGGUGGCAAGGAAUGGCCGUCCUGGAUUAGUUGUCCGUCAUUUUCUAAUUUAUCAUACUUGAAGCUGUGUGAGUGUAGAAGAAGCACUUCGUUACCAUCACUGGGGCAAUUACCAGCGCUCAAAGAAUUGAUUGUGGAAGGCAUGGAUGCAAUAGAAACGGUGGAUUCUAAGUUUUAUGGGCAUGAAACUUUUCAAUCUCUUGAGAAGUUGGAGCUUCGUGACAUGUCGGCUUGGAAGGAAUGGAUUUCUACAACAGGAGAUGGAGUGGGAUUCUCAUGUCUUCUUGAGCUUGUGAUUGAAAAUUGUCCUAAGUUGAUAGGACAAUUACCCAGUCAGUUGUCUUGUGUUACUAAUCUUGUGAUCAGAAGAUGCCCAGAGUUAAGAUGCCCAUCAUCAUCUACGAGUCUUCAGUCACUACAAAAGCUCAAUAUUGAAGACUGCAAUGUGGUCCUUUUGAAUAGCAUGGCUGAUCUCACCUCUCUCACUAGCUUGGAAAUUAAGAGAAUUUCAGGACUUGUUUGCUUGCCUAAGAGUUUUGUUGAGUCCUUGAUAGCAGUUGAGAAUGUGAGGAUUGAAGAAUGCCUUGAGCUUACUUGUUUAUGGGAGGAAGGUGCUGAGGUACAAAACCUUGCUCGUCUUGAGGAAAUGAACAUUGAAGGCUGUCCUCUGCUUGUUUCAUUGACGGGGAAAGAACAGGGCCUUCUUCCUUUCAAUCUUAAACGUCUCACCCUCUCAAACUGCAAGGCUCUAGAGUCAUUAACUGAUGUGAUGAUGAUGAAGUUAGAUGGAAGCAGUAGCAGCAACAACAUGUUGAGACUUGAAUCAUUAAGCAUCUACAAAUGUGAUUCUCUCAAGUCUUUACCCAACACAACGGUUAAACACUUGACAAUUAAUGGAUGUGCGAAGUUUGAGUCUUUACCAGAUGGAGUAUUAUUGCAAGAUAAUGGUGACAGCAAUAGCAAUCUUGAAUCUUUGACAAUAGAGGAACUCCCAUCUCUAAAUUCUGUUGGGACUGGUCAUCUGCCAGCUUCUCUCAAGGAAUUUAUUGUUUAUGAUUGGAAGAGGUUGGAAUCAUUUCCAGAGAGGAUGCUGCAACAUUGUACGGGACUUGAAUUCCUUCGAAUUGGGAAUUGUGAAGUAUGGAGAAGCUUAUCACUUGAUGGCCUCAGCAAUCUUCGCUAUUUGUACAUUACCAAAUGUGCAGUUUUAGAAUUCUUGCCAGAGAUGGGUCUCUCCUUGCCCAAUCUUAGGUCUUUGAAAAUUGCAGUUUGUCCAGGGUUGGAGCGCAUUCCAGAUGGGGGUUUGCCCCUAAACUUAACAGAUCUUAGAUUAGAAAAUUGUCAGAAUCUCAACUCCCUACCAAAUACAAUGAAUGAGCUUACAUCGAUUCAGAAACUGAUGAUAAGAGAUUGUCCAGGCAUCAAAUCCAUUCCAGAUGGGGGUUUUCCCCCAAACUUAACAAAUCUUGAAUUAAACGGUGAGCAUCUGAAGCAACCGGCAGUAGAACGGAGCCUCCGCAAUCUAACCUCUCUUCAAAGCUUUAUCAUUUAUGACACGUGUCCUGGUCGGGAUAUUGUGCUUCCUUCUUCUUUAACAUAUCUACGGAUAGACAAUGCAAAGAAUCUGAAAUCCAUACCCAGAGGGCUCCUCCAAAACCUCAAUUCUCUUCAAUUUUUACGGUUUUGGGGGUGCCCAAAGCUACGGUCCUUGCCGAGGAAAGGCCUGCCUCCGUCGCUUGGAUCUCUCUGGAUUAAAGGGUGUCCGCUUCUAAAACGACAACGCUUUGAGGAGAAAGGAGAAUAUUGGUCUCUCACCCGUACCAUCCCUGUCGUCACUAUAGAUGGUGAUGAGGUAAAACCUACACUCAAACUCACACUCUGAUGUAGAUACAAACAAGGAUAGCCUCUUCUUUUUCUUCUUCUUCUUCUUGUUCUUCUAAGUGUUGGAAGCUAACUUUUCUUACACAUAUCCAUCAGCUAUAACCACCAAAGCCAAGGCUUACUUGUGUGAAUUCUGGAAUGAAGCUACAGACUUAUU